Messenger RNA from Diatraea saccharalis (sugarcane borer), 3240 nucleotides. NCBI's taxonomy places the organism in Eukaryota, Metazoa, Arthropoda, Insecta, Lepidoptera, Crambidae. The record is from the annotation of a GenBank genome assembly.
AGUUUGUAUUGAAAUACAAUUGCUGCUAUUUUGUGCUAACGACUGCUGUAAUAAAUAUUAUAAUUUAAUUAUGGACUACUUAGUGAAUAUAAACUGGAACAAAAUCACACCAUGCCUUGUUUUAUUAGUACUAGAAGUAGUUUUAGAAUUUUCAGAGUGCGCGACGCCGGCGGAGGUAAAUAAACACCUGGAAUUAGGUCGGGACUUUCUUGCUAGAGGUCAGCUCUCAGAUGCUCUAACGCACUAUCAUGCAGCUGUCGAGGGUGAUCCUAAUAACUACCUCACAUAUUUCAAGCGUGGCACGGUGUACUAUGCUCUUGGCAAAGCCAAGUUUGCAUUACAAGACUUUACUAAGGUAUUAGAGUUGAAACCAGACUUCACGUCAGCACGGCUGCAGCGUGCUAAUGUAUACCUUAAAUUAGCACAAUUCAAAGAAGCCAAAGAGGACUAUCUACAAGUGACGUACGCGGACCCGUACAACGAGGAGGCGAUAUCGCAGUACCACAAGGUGGACGAGUACGCGGAGGAGCUGCGGCUGACGGAGGCGGCCUUCCGCGACGGCGACUUCCGCGCCGCCGCCGCGCGCGCCACGCGUCUGCUGGACGCCGCGCCCUGGGCCGCCGCGCUGCGCCACACCAGGGCCGAGUGCUACAUCGCCAUGAACGACCUGUUCUCGGCAGUAUCGGAUAUCCGGUCGGUGAACCGUCUGCAGCAGGACUCCACCGACGGCUACUACCGCCUCGCCUCUCUCCUCUACCGCCUCGGACACGUCAGCGACGCACUCAAGGAAAUUCGUGAGUGCCUCAAGUUAGAUCCGGAACACAAGAAAUGUUUCCCCCUUUACAAGAAGCUAAAGAAAGUGGACAAACUCCUGUUAGACUGCGAGUCGUUAAGCGAAGCGAGGGACUUCCCCGGGUGUAUAGCAUCGGCAAAGAAAGUGCUGCAAGUAGAGGAUGAGGUCACGCUGGUCGUGUUUGAAGCGAGGAAGUGGUUGUGUAGCUGCUCCGUCAAGGACGAGCAGUUUACGGAGGCGCUGGCGGAGUGCGGCGCGGCGCUGCAGCUGCAGCGCGACGCGCGUGUGCUGUGCGACCGCGCGGAUGCGCUGCUGGGGCUAGACAUGUUCGACGACGCGAUCCAGUCGUACAAAGAGGCGCUAGAGUUAGAGGAGGGGCUGCAGCGCGCUAAGGACGGCCUCGGUCGAGCGCAGAAGCUGCAGAAGCAGUCCGAGCAAAGGGACUACUACAAGAUCCUGGGGGUCAAGAGGUCCGCCAACAAGCAGGAGAUAGUGAAGGCGUACCGCAAGGCGGCCCAGAAGUGGCAUCCGGACAACUUCCACGGCGACGAGAAGAAACUGGCGGAGAAGAAGUUCAUCGACAUAGCCGCGGCCAAGGAGGUGCUGACGGACCCGGAGAAGCGCGCGCAGUUCGACGCGGGCGCGGACCCGCUGGACCCGGAGGGGGCGCGCGCGGGGGGAGGGGGGCCCUUCCACGCGCCCUUCCACCACUUCCAGCACGGCAGCCCCUUCCAGUUCAAGUUCCACUUCAACUAGCCGACCCCCGCCGCCUGCUAAUAAUAUCGUCUCGAUCUUCCUCCUCACCUCGCCGAGUGCGCAAUUCAACAGGUAUAAAAUCUGAAACGAGACCUCCGUUCGUCUCUAGAGUUCGUCCCUCGAGCCUGAUAUGGAAGUCACCUACAAAAUUAGUACGAAACGAACAUCCAAUUAUCGGACCCCCCCCCCCCCCCCCCCUUAUCUAAUAAACGUUAAAACAACACCCGACAUAUGUCCCGGCGAUAGUAUUUUAAGCACACGGAGAAAAUUAGCAUCAUAAAAAAUACCACCGUCAUACCUGUCUUAUUUUUCCGGAGCGAGCGUUCCUCGUCCGCGGUAUGAAACAUUUCAAAAUGUUUUAAGAGAGAUUUUCUCACAGAAAGAGCGAUAUGAGUCUGUAUCGAUGCUUCGACUGCUGUAGAACGAUUGUGAUAACUGAAUAGUAGUAGAAACUUAGUACUGAAUAUUGUAGCGCGCUAACUUUUGCGCGUAUAAUUUUAGUAUAAUAUAAAUACCUAGAUAGUUUUCCAAAUGAGCGUCCGAUUCAACACUCAUCGAACGAAUCGUUAGUCGUUUACAAUUUAACGGUCUUUAUACGUUUAUAAUUUAUUUAAUUAUUACUGUUUUUUUUUUUACAUAACAAAUCGAUGUUUGCUAAUUUUCUUCUUUGUAAUAUUAUUGAAAUGAUGCCAUCACGAAACUAAACUUUAUGGGCAUUUUCUGCUUGUCUUAUAUAACAUGUAGUUAUAAUAUAUUAUUUUAACUGCUUUAUUGAAGUUUGUCUUACAAUAAGAUAAAGCUCAAAUUUUUUUAUGCGUUCGCAUGUUAACUUUGUUGCAUGAUUUGUUGACUCUUGUUGAAAUAAAAGCAUCAAUUCGAAACUUUAAUAUAGUUUUCUAUAUAAUAUUGUUAACAUCGAUUAUUUAGACCGUUUCGAUGAACUUUUAAUUUUAUCAUUUUCAAAGUACAAUUUUAUUAUGUUAUAAUCUCAUGGAUUGUGGUAAUAUCACUUUCAAAUAUUGCCUAAAGCUUAAUAUUAACAUUACCUUCUCGUUUGCCAUCUAUACUUGACGUAUGCUGUGUUCAUUGAUAUAAUACGAUUAAUGUAUAUUUUACAUUUCUGCAUUAUUAAAAUAAUCUUCCAGGAUUUUUAGAUCCUCUUAAUUAAUAGUUUCCACCGUAAUAUCUUCACUCUAUCGCACUAGUUAAAGAUGAGCAGUGUUUCUAGUUAAUCGAUCUUUUAUACCAACUAGAGGCGUUCCUUUGGCCCGGUUGAUUCGGCCAAAGUUUAUCCACAGGCUAACGAUGUACAGUCGCCAAAAAAAAUCUAUAGGUACGCUUUUGACGGAUGAUCACUCUUAACAGAAAUAUAGAGAGACAUGUGAUGUGAAAAUUGUAUCAAUAUUUUUUUAUAAGUGAUUGUACAUAUGAAACUCACCUCAGCAGAGUACAGUCACCGUUAAAAGUGUUAACAUUUAUUCAAUUUUUUUUUUUAAGUUAUUUAUCAAUGAAAAUUAGUUCGCUGACUGUACUGUGACGCGGUGUGCGAUCAGCUAGUUUUAUAGUCAACUGAGAUUCGUCACUCUGUGCAGUGGCGGUCGAUUGUGUAUAAAUAUUUAUUUUAAAUAAGGUACUUUGUUGUGAUCCUUAUAACUUGUAAAUAUUUUUAGAAUAAUAAGUUAUUACAACAG